ACUCAAAUAAAUUAAGACACGUCCGAAAUGCCACGAAACGUAACCGGUUGAUUGACAGGCGCUCGUCCAAUCACCGGACGAGCCGGCCUCUCCUAAGUGUGACGACACACGUAUAAGGACCAAUCACAGCGCAGGACCGGGGAGGGGCUGGCUUUGUUGACAGGAAGUGCGUGAAGCGGACUCGCUACCACAGCUUGUCUCGUAGUUUAAUCCUGACAAACGGUACCUGUCACUUUUGUGCCUCGUCCCGGAGGUAUGUGGACGUGAAGUAUGCUUGUUCAGAUCGACCCGAGGCAAAGAUGCAAUGGAGGUCGAUCGUAGUUGGUCUGGUGGUCCUGAGACUGUCUGUCAGCUGUGUGCUGUGGCUCGCCUUCGGACUGGGACCUAACGUCAGCUGGGGCUUCAACUUCCAUCUCGGAUUCAACCUGCACAAAUUAGACCUUCUUUUCAGGGAGGAGAAGGACGCCGACCCAAGGGGGAGCUCGUGGUCUCAGCGCAUCCAGAGCCCCAAGCAUGAGGAGACGGCGACCACCUGCCCCACGGUGGGUCGGGGGUCCCGCGCGGGAUCCUACCUGAGCUUCUUUGACGGCAACAAGGACGAGUACGUCCGCAGAUACAGCUCGUUCCCGGACACGCUGAGAGUGAAGAUGAAAGACAUGGCCAGAGACAUGUUUUAUUUCGGAUACGACAAUUACAUGAAGUAUGCGUUCCCGGAGGACGAGCUGAAUCCUAUAGACUGUGAAGGGAGGGGACCAGACGUGCUGAACCCGUCAAACAUCAACAUAAACGAUGUCUUGGGCAACUACUCUCUGACACUCAUUGACACCUUAGACACGCUACUGGUACUUGGGAAUGUGACAGAGUUCCAGAGAGCUGUGAAGCUGGUUAUAGAUACUGUAUCGUUUGACAAGGACUCCACAGUGCAAGUUUUUGAGGCAAAUAUCAGGAUCUUAGGCAGCCUCAUCUCGGCCCACAUCCUGCUGACAGACCCAAAGCAUCCGUUUGGAAAGGUGGGCUUUGAAGGCUACGACAACGAGCUGCUGCACCUGGCUCAUGAUUUGGCCGUCCGCUUGCUGCCGGCCUUCGAGAACACCAGCACGGGCAUCCCCUACCCCAGGGUGAACCUGAAGACCGGCGUUCCCGCUGACAGCGUCAAUGAGACCUGUACUGCAGGCGCCGGCUCGCUGCUGGUGGAGUUCGGGAUUUUGAGCCGCUUGAUCGGAGACUCUACGUUCGAGUGGGUGGCUCGCCGGGCAGUCAGAGCUCUGUGGAGCCUGAGGAGCAAUCAGACCGGUUUGUUGGGGAAUGUAGUUAACAUCCAAACAGGCCAGUGGGUCGGCAAACAGAGCGGCCUCGGAGCUGGGAUGGACUCAUUUUAUGAGUAUUUGCUGAAAUCAUACAUCCUUUUUGGGGAAAAAGAGGACUACAGGAUGUUUCAAGCUGCUUAUGAGAGCAUACAGAACCACCUGAGAAGAGGGAGAGAGUCGUGCAAUGAAGGCGAGGGUGACCCGCCCCUCUAUGUCAAUGUGAACAUGUUCAGUGGGGAGAUCGUCAACACGUGGAUCGACUCACUUCAGGCCUUUUUCCCUGGGCUGCAGGUGCUGAAUGGCGAUGUAGAUAACGCCAUUUGCCUGCACGCCUUCUACUAUGCCAUCUGGAAGCGCUUCGGGGCUCUGCCGGAGAGAUACAACUGGCAGCUUCAGGCUCCCGAUGUGCUUUUCUACCCCUUGCGGCCAGAGCUGGUGGAGUCCACGUACCUGCUGUACCAGGCAACCAAAAAUCCUUUCUACCUGCAUGUUGGAAUGGAUAUCCUUCAAAGCCUUGAGAAAAAUGCCAAAGUCAGAUGUGGGUAUGCCACUCUCCACCACGUGGUGGACAAAUCCAAAGAGGAUCGCAUGGAGAGCUUCUUCCUCAGCGAAACCUGCAAAUACCUGUACUUGCUGUUCGAUGAGGACAACCCACUCCAUAAAUCUGAUAACAAGUACAUCUUCACUACCGAGGGCCACGUCGUGCCUAUAGACAAGCGCUUCAGGGAGAAACAGUGGAACGACUUCUUCCCGUGCGAGGAGGGAGCGCUGGCUGAGAGGGAGCCGCACAGCCCGCCCGCCCCGACUAACAUCAGCAACUGCGACAGGAUUCCAGAGGAGCGGCGCUACACUCUCCCACUGAAGAGCGUCUACAUGAGGCAGAUCGACCACAUGGUGGGACUGUUUUGAGGAGCAGUCUGGGGUUCCUGCCUCAACGGGCCUUCAGCGCUCCUCCACGUCUGCAGAUGCGGCGGCGGCUGUGGAGCCGCUCGUGGUGGAAACCCUUCUGCAACUUGCUUUGCUGUUCGAGAUCCAGACAGGAAACAGGUGCUAAGUAAAUUCUGAAGACCGUUUGAUGGCGUACUGUGUUAAACUGAGACCUGGUGUGGGUAUGUCAAUGUGGUCAACAACCUUUUGCAGCAGCUGACAUCCUGCAUUCAUUUUUUUUUUUUUUUUUUUUUUUGUAACAAAGUGAGAUUGUUUUCGGUGGUUUUUACAAUUACUGAGUUCGCGUGGAACAAAGAAAGUAUGUUUGUGUGUUAGUUUAUAAGCAUUGCAUGUGUGGGAUUGUGUGGAUGCAUAAUUAAAGCUACAGCUGAGCUGUACAUCAUCGUCAUGUUUCUGGAAACAGUGCCAUCUAGUCACACAUGGAAAAUGUCGUAACUCACAAAAAUACUCGCCUCUAAGAAUCUCUCUGAACGUGAUUAGUGCCUCUUUGCAGUUGAUUCACAUGUAUUAAUCCGUACAUUCAUGCAAGGGCUGCAGGUAAACACACUUUUGCACACAUUUGCAGAACGUUCCCCCCCAACAUGUAUUACUUUGUGCCUGUAGAUCAAUCCUCAUCUUUUGCUUUUCAGAGUUGUUGAAUCUCUUUCACUCUGAAUAUUUUAAUUUGGCUGAAUAGCAAUAUUAGCCUUUAUUGCAGCAACAGCAGCUCAGCACCUGUCUUGGUUUUGUUUUGCACAUUUCAUCAAGUGAAACCUCAGCAAAGGUUGUUUUGUAACCGAGAAAUAAUUCCAACUGCUUCCUGCCUGCUGACACCUGUUUGAUCAGGCUGCAGAAACGUGUGUUAACCUCUCAGGCUUCGACUUACACAACGUAUUCUCAUGUUCAAAUGGAUGUGAGUGACUGUAAGAGAGAGAGAGAGAGAGAGAGAGAGAGAGAGAGAGAGAGAGAGAGAGAGAGAGAGAGAGAGAGAGAGAGAGAGAGAGAGA
Molecule: messenger RNA, 3241 nt
Organism: Salarias fasciatus (jewelled blenny)
Lineage: Eukaryota; Metazoa; Chordata; Actinopteri; Blenniiformes; Blenniidae
Gene: edem1
Product: ER degradation enhancer, mannosidase alpha-like 1
Exons: 12
Coding region: 300-2216 (638 amino acids)
Biological process (GO): endoplasmic reticulum mannose trimming; mannose trimming involved in glycoprotein ERAD pathway; carbohydrate metabolic process
Cellular component (GO): membrane
Molecular function (GO): mannosyl-oligosaccharide 1,2-alpha-mannosidase activity; calcium ion binding
Source: RefSeq, a predicted model, not a curated record